UGUCACUUACUGUUUAAAUAUGGCUAGUAACAGUUCCACUGUAGUCAAAAUGAACAGAGCUACUGUAGACGAACUAGUCAGGUUGUUCCUGUCCCCAAUUGAAACAGACAAGAAGUCUGACCUAAUGGAAUUAGCCAAUCAGUUGGAACAAGCUCACUGGCAUUAUCUCGACCUUCUUAGACCAGAGGAUCCUUCCCUUCCUGCCUGCUCUUUCAAAGAAUUUGUAUCUACAAUAUUACAUUACUGUCCUCAUCUAACAAGAACUGAUCCACUGGCACUGGCCGACCAGUGGAAGGUGUACAAACACAGCAGACCUGUUAGGGGAGCCAUACUACUCAAUGAUAAUAUGAAGAAAUGUGUGCUAGUCCAGGGUUACCCAGCCUCCACCUCCUGGGGGUUUCCCAAAGGAAAGAAAGAAACUAACGAAACCGACCUUGACGCUGCCGUUAGAGAGGUAUAUGAAGAGGUCGGUCUUGAUAUAAAAGACGUCAUAAAACCCGACCAGUACCUGCAGGUGAAGCACAAGGAUAUGGACUCCAGAAUGUACAUCAUCACCAAUGUAUCUGAAGAUACUGUCUUCCAACCUGUGGCUAGGAAGGAAAUAAGAAGGAUCCAAUGGUUCAACUUGAAAGAGCUUCCAUCGCAUAAAAAUGAUGAAACGUCCAAAAAUCAUUUAAAACUAAGCGCCAACAAAUUUUAUGUGGUAAUACCAUAUAUAGGGCCAUUACGUCAAUGGAUUCAUAAAUAUAAAAAGAAUUCUCAUACUAAGCACAACUCCUCGUUAUUAUCAGUAGGUUCCACCCCUCCAAGCUCCACCCCUUUAUCCAGACACACCCACCUACUCACUGUAAGCUCCUCCCAUCCCAAACCGCUAACCCCUCACUCUAAACGUGUUACAUCUCCGAUAUUAUACUCAUCACCUUACGGCAUUAACCACACCCCCUCUAGUUUCGACCACGCCUCCUUUCAUUCAUAUUCAUUAUCAACCACGCCCACAAUCAGUUCCGCCCAUAAUUCAUCUAUUAAUCAUUAUACUCCUCGCUCCACUGGGUCUUUUAGUGUUCCAAUAAUGUUGGACUCCGCCUACCAACCAUCCCCACCAUUAUUAUACACUAGACCACUUCAAAGGUUUUUCAGUCCCGAUCGGAGCCCAACUCUGCCCACUGCCGUUAAGAACUUGUUUAACGUUAAGCUCAUUAAACCAGCUGUAUCACUGAUAAACUUCAAAUUUGAUACUGAGGAGGUACUGAAGGCAUUUAAUGGUUCAUAAACAAAUAGAUAAACACUCACUUUGUUUACUCAUUUAUUCUUUGUUUUUUAAUAUUUUUAUUUUUUCAUUUUAUUAUCAUUUUUAAUUGUAAUGUUUUAUCAAUUCUGGUAAA
Messenger RNA from Amphimedon queenslandica, 1382 nucleotides. RefSeq names its product m7GpppN-mRNA hydrolase-like. The coding region runs from base 20 to 1270 and encodes 416 amino acids. The transcript has 7 exons. Gene Ontology annotation, molecular function: manganese ion binding; 5'-(N(7)-methylguanosine 5'-triphospho)-[mRNA] hydrolase activity; RNA binding. Gene Ontology annotation, biological process: nuclear-transcribed mRNA catabolic process, nonsense-mediated decay; deadenylation-dependent decapping of nuclear-transcribed mRNA. The record is from RefSeq and is a predicted model, not a curated record. Gene Ontology annotation, cellular component: P-body; cytoplasm. Lineage: Eukaryota; Metazoa; Porifera; Demospongiae; Haplosclerida; Niphatidae.